AUGGAAACUGUUAAUAAAAAUGAAACAAAGAAACCUGAUUCCCGUAUUUUUAGGGUAUUUAUAUCUGGUUACGUUAUAACCUUAUUAAUCCUAAUGAUUCUAACAUCCUUUGUGUUUGAUAUAAUAGCUUUAGUUUUAUUUUUACCAAUAGUACUAUAUAGUAGAUCAUUUAGACUGUUUAUAUUUGGUGUUCCCUUUAAGUUUUUUAUGAGUUUGGUUUUUUCCCUGCUUAACCCAUUUUGGAAAAUUAAAAUAAUAAAAAAAUUAAAAAAAAAUUAUAAUCCAUCAAAUACGAUAUUGUUUUCUAAUCACUUAUCAUCACUAGACCCAUGGACCAUCAAUGCUUUCUGGUUUAAGUAUAAUAUGAAAUUCAUUUGUAAAGGAUCAUUAUUUAAGCUACCUAUUUGUGGCCAAAUAUUAACUUUAGCUCAAGAGAUCCCUAUUCAUUUUGGUAAAGGAAAAGGAGGAUGGGAAGUAAAAAAAGAAUCAAAAGAAAAUGCUAUGAAAUUAGCUAAAGAAUAUACUAACAUGAAUAUUCCUAUAGCAGUAUUUCCAGAAGGUACUCGUUCUCGUACUGGAAAAUUGCAAAUGUUUAAAAUGGGAUUUUUUAAAUUUGCACUUGAAAAUAAUAUGGAAAUAUUACCAUGCGCAUUGCAUGGAUCAAAUAAACUUUGGACGUUAAAUUCAUUAUUAUUAAAUAAGGGAACGGUGUAUGUUUCCUAUGGUGAGCCUUUUCGCCCUACCCCAGGAAUGACUGUUGAAGAGUUAGCAAAUAAAACCAGAAAUAUUAUAUUUGAUUUGAUUAAAGAAUUUCCAGAUUAUGAUCCAAAUGUUGACCAGUUAGCAACUGAAUUUUCACAAACACGAGAACAAGGUAUAUAA
Molecule: messenger RNA, 882 nt
Organism: Plasmodium yoelii
Lineage: Eukaryota; Apicomplexa; Aconoidasida; Haemosporida; Plasmodiidae
Product: 1-acyl-sn-glycerol-3-phosphate acyltransferase
Exons: 3
Coding region: 1-882 (293 amino acids)
Biological process (GO): phosphatidic acid biosynthetic process
Cellular component (GO): endoplasmic reticulum
Molecular function (GO): 1-acylglycerol-3-phosphate O-acyltransferase activity
Source: RefSeq, a predicted model, not a curated record